UUUGAAAGGGGCUUCAUGUUGAUCAUGUGACCUCCAUCUGCCCUACCAGCGCGCCUUCGGCGCAGAUGCUCACAUGCGUGCCAAAAGCGCAUGGAUCCUGCUCAGUUGGAGUCGACCUUGGCAGCUACACUUCAAGUGGUGGAGGCUCAACGAGCGCAGCUCCACACCGCCCAGGAGGAGCUCGAAACCUUGCGCCUGCAGCUGGAAUCCGAGCGCAAGGCAAAGGAGGUGGCAGAGGAGAAGCUCCGCGAGGCUUCAGUUGACUUUGCGCGAAAGCUCUCGCAGAUGCAGGCGCGCGUCUUCGAAGCGGAGCGGGACGUGGUUUUGGGCGGCCAGGUCCUGGUGGCACGCAGCGGUCCCGGAACUUCGGGAAUUGUGUCAGCCGCCGUGGAAGGACCUCCUCGGCUCCCGGGCGAGACGCCUCGUGGCCCGCGGCGCGCGCCCGUGCCGCCGCCGCCACGCUCGGGAGAUGAGGCAGCCUUUAGCCGGAGCCAUGUGCCCGGAGCCAGCGGCGUCGGCAGUGGGUCUCGCCGCACGCGCUCGGCGCAGCAUACGCAGCGGCUGGAGCCUUUGCUGAGCGAUGCAGGUCCUUCUCCUCGCCUCAUCAAGUGAGACUGGCCACUGGACGAUGGCACUCUGCUGACCAUCCAGACGGUUGCACCUCGGGGGUCUAUUUGAUUGAUCAAGAGUGCAUGAUUGAUCAAGAGAUGUCUUUGAGUUGGAUGUCUUUCAGCGCAAGUGGGGCUGCCGGACAUGAUCCACUGAUCACGACCGAAGUUUGAAAAAGAUCAGACUGACAGCGUGUCACCAUGACCUUGAAGAUGCCAGGGUGUGCCACUGUGCUGGCGGUGAAUUGGCCGCUGGCACUGGCCUUUUCCGGCGGCUUACAGUGAAAAAAAGAGCUGAGAUGUUUCCAUAGACACACACACACACACAUGCUACGACUUCACGUUCAGGGGCGUGGAAUUCAAUCUG
Molecule: messenger RNA, 975 nt
Organism: Durusdinium trenchii
Lineage: Eukaryota; Dinophyceae; Suessiales; Symbiodiniaceae
Source: the annotation of a GenBank genome assembly